Molecule: messenger RNA, 2643 nt
Organism: Bombyx mandarina (wild silkworm)
Lineage: Eukaryota; Metazoa; Arthropoda; Insecta; Lepidoptera; Bombycidae
Product: band 7 protein AGAP004871
Cellular component (GO): plasma membrane
Source: RefSeq, a predicted model, not a curated record
UUCAACGCGGCAGUAGUUCUCCUAUCAACAAACGUGGUUCAUCAUUUAUUUUAUCACAUUCAGAAAACAUGAUGGUAGAAAUGUCUAGUCGCCAGAAUUUGUAUCCAACCAUUACUACAUCGAAUGAAGACGUCGACUCAGAGUCGAAGACAUGUGGCAAGAUCCUGGUGGUGCUAUCAUGGAUGCUGGUGAUCCUCACCAUGCCGUUUUCGCUCUUCAUAUGCUUCAAGGUGGUGCAAGAAUAUGAAAGAGCUGUAAUUUUUCGCUUGGGUCGUUUACUGUCUGGAGGUGCCAAGGGACCCGGAAUAUUCUUCAUCCUGCCCUGCAUUGACACGUACGCCCGAGUCGACCUACGCACACGUACCUAUGAUGUUCCACCGCAAGAAGUGCUGACCAAAGAUUCUGUUACUGUUUCCGUGGACGCCGUCGUAUACUACCGCGUCCACAACGCGACUAUCUCUAUCGCCAACGUGGAGAACGCUCACCACUCCACCAGGCUCUUGGCUCAGACGACCUUGAGGAAUACAAUGGGCACUCGACCUCUGCACGAGAUCUUGAGUGAGCGCGAAACGAUCUCUGGCAACAUGCAGCUGUCACUGGAUGAGGCCACCGAGGCUUGGGGGAUCAAAGUGGAGCGUGUUGAGAUCAAAGACGUCCGUCUACCGGUGCAGUUGCAACGUGCCAUGGCCGCCGAAGCCGAGGCUGCUCGCGAGGCUCGUGCCAAGGUCAUCGCCGCCGAGGGAGAACAGAAAGCUUCUCGAGCUCUCCGUGAGGCCUCAGAAGUCAUUGGUGACAGCCCUGCCGCUUUACAGCUACGAUACCUACAGACCCUCAAUACAAUUUCGGCUGAGAAGAACUCGACCAUCGUGUUUCCACUGCCAAUCGACCUCCUCACCUACUUCAUCAAGGCGCGAGAGGAACCCGUGUAAACUGGAUUCCCCAACGUUGGAAUGUAUUUCUACUGACCAAUGCUAUCUAUUUAAUAUUUUAUCUACGUUCUAAGGAUUUUAUAAAUUAAUCAUAUCGAUUAAGUGCACACUGAAUAUGUUAUACCACUAUGAAUAAUAAAUUAUUAUUUUAACGUUGAUUGGUAACUAACAAUAUGGGUUUCGGAAAACCUUGCUAUUUGAAAGAGAUAGUCAAAUUCGUUUUUUUAUUUUUUAUUUAUGCGUUAAAAUCGACUGGCUGGGUUUGAUUUUAACGUAUGCACUUUAUGUAUAAGUACAUCAUAGUUCAAUGGUAAUAUAAACUAUCAACGUUUUGUUUUCACUUAGGUUUAUAUAACUAAUGUUAUUGCUAUUAUUAUGUAUAACUUUGCACAUUAAAUAGAACGGUUAAUAAGAAAGAAAGAAAACAAUUGGGAACAAGGAAUCCCAUAAUAUACAUUGAUACUUAACAUUAUAUAGUAGAUGGACAAAAAAGAAAAACACUGCACAUAAUUUAGCUUAUUUAAAUAUCAACUUAAUAAUAAAGUAGUUAAGACACUAUUAAUAUUAAGAUAUGUGUUAUAAAUAUCAGGCUAACCGUCUUUUAGUAGGUCUUGUAGCCCGUAAACGGGUCUAGGCCCUUAGUACUUUGUAUGUACAUGAAGGUGUUCGUAGGGCAUUCCAUUAAAGGAUGAAACAUGAUGAAAGCCUUUCGCAUGAACGCGGCUACCUUCAUCUGAACCUCACGUAAUAAAGGGCUCUAUAUUAGUGAAGUUCAUGAGGGCAGUAAUUCGAAUAAAAAUAAUUGACAUAUUUAAUGGAAAUAUUUAAUCGUUGUAGUUUAGGCGGGCGAGGCUGCUGAAGCCACUAAUUUUAUCAUGUAGACAUUUCAUUUUAUUCGUAAACAAAAAAAACUAUGACUAUAAAUUUAUUAUGAAGAAGAAAGUACUAAUUUACUAAGUUAGUGUAAGGACUGCCGCGGAGGACGUAUCGCAGUGCUAGUAGGUACUUAGAUAAGCCGUCCUUUGAUGGUUUGUAAGUUUAUCAUUUCCUUUAUGUUAUAAAAGAAACACACUUCGUGUUCACUAACAAUGCACCUAUAGUACAAAUUCGUUGUUUUAAGAUUAUACAUUAAGGAAUAUAUUACAUAAUCUCUUAAAAUGAUACACACAUUGAUGUAUAUGAUAAUGUAAUGAUACAUAUAUUGAAUGAUACACAAUCGAACCGCUACAUCUGAGUUAGAUUCGUAAUUACGUUUAUUGUGAAUUGUUUAUUAAUAUUCUAAAUAUCAAACAUUAAAUCUCAAUGGACUAUAUUUCAUUAUUGGAAGUGUUGUCGAUCGAUGCUUAGAGAACUGUUUGUAAGGCAAUUUGAUGCUUAAUUAAAUCGAACUGCUAAAAGAAAAUUAAACGGAUUAAUGAUAAUAUUUUGAAGUGGCAUAUUAAAUUGAUGAAGAUAGUCCAAAAGCUUGCUACAGUAACAUAUUAUUUCUUUACUAACAGUAACCUCCUUGAUAGUAUCUCAAAAUAAGAUAGAUUUUUGAACGUAUAAAUAAUGUUUGUAAUUUUUAAGAACAACUAUCUUCUUAAUUUCUCUGAUAUUAAUUUCAAUCACUCAAUGUAUCGACGUUGUACUUAAUAUCGUAUGGCUAAAGAUUAACAUAUUUUACCUUAUAAUAAUAUCAUAUUGUUAUGAAUAAAUGUACGUGUAGCAGCAA